Molecule: messenger RNA, 1083 nt
Organism: Paraphaeosphaeria sporulosa
Lineage: Eukaryota; Fungi; Ascomycota; Dothideomycetes; Pleosporales; Didymosphaeriaceae
Exons: 4
Coding region: 1-1083 (360 amino acids)
Source: RefSeq, a predicted model, not a curated record
AUGGGCAUUGGACAUCGCGCUGACGAGCUCAUCCAGAUCGUGGGGUUCUUCGUCUCUAUAGCGUGGAUAGCUACAGCAUUGCGACUCUACGUGCGGGUGUUUCUCAUCAGAGCUUUCGGCUGGGACGAUGGAUGGAUGCUCUUCGCUCAGCUCAUGCACACUAUGAACGCUACGUGCGCUAUCGGCGGUGCCCUGACAGGCACUGGCAGACUUACAAAGGAUCUCAAACCUGAUGGUAUGAUGAUGGCAUUAAGAUUCUGGUGGAUUUGUUACUUCUCAUACUGCCUUUGCAUGAUUGGUGCCAAAGUCUCUGUUGGCUUGUCACUCCUCCGUUACACGCCAACGACCCAGAAAAUGUUUCGCAUAAUCACCCACGCCGUCAUCUACACCAGCGUCGUAAUGGGUCUAAUCUACGGCCUCCUCGCAACAUUUCAGUGCAAACCUGUUCAGUUCUUCUGGACCAGAGCACUUGGAGAGAAAGGGACAUGCAUCAGCAUGGACAUCAUCAUAGCUUUCACAUAUGUGAUGUCCGCUAUCUUCGCAGUCUGCGACUUUACCUUCGCGAUCCUCCCGGUCUUCCUGAUCAAAGGCCUAAAUAUGAGCCGGAAUCAGAAGUUCGCUCUCAUUCCUAUUCUGAGCAUGGCAUGCGUUGCAAGCUCAGCCGUGAUCGUCCGCCUAGCCUACGUCCCAACCUUUAGGGACCCCGAAUUUCUCUACGCAACCGUACCCAUCGCCAUAUGGUCCGAGAUAGAGAUGAGUCUAGCUAUCACUGCUGGCUCGCUACCUACCUUACGCCCACUGUACCGAGUCGCCGCCAGUAAGUUCAGCUGGAAGACAAGCUUUUUCAGCGCACGCAGAUCUGGCCAUGUCUCCAGAGCAACUCUCACGAUUGGUGGUACUGCAAUUAGCAGGAAGGAGACUGGUUACAUUUCUUGCUCAGAGUCGGAGCGCAAGAUCGUCAACGUGGAGAGCGAGGAAUUUGCCCUUGAGGACCAGAGUCCCAUAACGGAGCCCAGGUUCAUGGGUGGUAUUACCAAAGCCACCCAUGUCCAGGUCGACUUUGAGGAUGACCACAAGGUUUGA